Molecule: messenger RNA, 926 nt
Organism: Serinus canaria (Common canary)
Lineage: Eukaryota; Metazoa; Chordata; Aves; Passeriformes; Fringillidae
Product: feather beta keratin-like
Exons: 2
Coding region: 1-483 (160 amino acids)
Cellular component (GO): intermediate filament
Molecular function (GO): structural constituent of cytoskeleton
Source: RefSeq, a predicted model, not a curated record
AUGCCCCAAGGCCAUGGGACAAGGCUGUCCCACCCCUCCAGGACCAGCAUAAAAGCCAGCCCAGAACCUCUCACACUCACACAGUCCUCCGGACUCGUUCUCCUCCUGUUCCUGCUGACAACAGGCACCCUCCACACCACACCCAUGGCCUGCUACAACCGCUGCAGUCCCUGCGGACCCACCCCGCUGGCCAACAGCUGCAACGAGCCCUGUGCCCUGCAAUGCCAGGAUUCCCAUGUCAUCAUCAACCCUUCCCCUGUGCAGGUCACCCUGCCAGGACCCAUCAUGACCUCCUUCCCCCAGAACACCGCCGUUGGAUCCACCUCCUCUGCUGCUGUGGGCACUGAGCUCAGUGUGCAGGGACAGCCCAUCUCUGGUGGCUUUGGUGGCUUUGGCUAUGGCCUUGGCUAUGGCCGUGGAUUUGGCUAUGGUCUGGGAGGCCUGGGCUGCUAUGGCAGAAGGGGCUAUGGCUACAACUGCUAAGUAGCCCUCGGCACCACUCAUGACAGCCACUCCCCGGAACUCAUCUCAGGCAUUGAAGACGCCUCUCUGAUCAAGGCUCUCAAUCAGGCUCAGCAUUUCCAGCUCCUGCUCUCAGGACACCAGCCAGGCAGUAGCCAAGGGGCCAGCCCAGGCUGCCUGCAAACCUGGCCCAUCUGCCUCCUCCUCUUCCUCCAUUCCCUGCUCUGCAUGGCCUCUUUGUCUGUGUGCAGUCUCCUCUGCUGCAAACCUCUUCUCCCAAGCCAGAGACCAUGAGACACCUCUGCUGGGCUGCUCCCUCUGUAAGGCAGAAAGUCUGGCACGAUCUCCUGCAAGCAAAGCAGCUCGACUGAUGGUCGCCCGACUUGCACCUCAGCCCAGCUCCCUUCCUCUGUCUGCUCCUGAAUUUUCACUGUUCUACCUCAAUAAAAUUUUUCUGCAUCAUA